CAACACAAGGCACGCAUUCGUGAACAAACGCGUUUUGUCGCCCGCGCACCGCGUAAAAAAGUAAACGCGCGGAUUUCCAAAUUUCAAAAUCGAAAAUCAGAAGGCAUAAUAGGGUUUGAAAGGCAUGGAGAGGCACAUGUCAGGGAAGUGGUACGCUUGGGGAGUCGUGUCUCGCCUUAGCAGAGUUCGUAGUCUAUUGGGGCUGGCCUCAACUUCAGUCGCCGCCGCCGCCGCUUCCUCCCUAUCCACCGCAGUUCCCCCCAAGAUGGCCGCCGCCGCCGCCGCCGACGAUCUCCAGAACCUCAAAACGCGUCUCUGCAUCGUCGGCAGCGGACCUGCGGCCCACACGGCCGCCAUAUACGCCGCUCGGGCGGAGCUUAAGCCCAUCCUGUUUGAAGGCUGGAUGGCCAACGGCGUCGCACCCGGAGGCCAGCUCACCACCACCACCGACGUCGAGAAUUUCCCCGGCUUCCCCAACGGCAUCCUCGGCAUCGACCUCAUGGAUCACUGCCGCAAUCAGUCUCUGCGCUUCGGCACCCGUGUCUUCACGGAAACCGUCAGCCGCGUUGACUUCUCCACCAGACCCUUCAAGGUCUUCACCGACUCGAAGGUCGUCCUGGCCGACGCGGUGAUUGUGGCGACCGGUGCCGUCGCCAAGAGACUGACGUUCCCGGGCUCCGGCGACGGCCAAGGAGGCUUCUGGAAUAGGGGAAUUUCCGCCUGCGCUGUUUGUGAUGGAGCUGCUCCCAUUUUCAGGAACAAGCCCCUGGCUGUGAUCGGGGGCGGGGACUCCGCCAUGGAGGAAGCCAAUUUCCUGACCAAGUACGGUUCCAAAGUUUACAUAAUCCACAGGAGGAACGCAUUUAGGGCUUCCAAGAUAAUGCAGAAGCGGGCAUUGAGCAACAGUAAGAUAGAGGUGGUGUGGGAUUCAAUGGUGGAGGGCGCCUACGGAGAUGGGGACAAAGGGGUAUUGGCAGGGCUUAAGCUUAAGAAUCUGCUCACCGGGGAGAUUUCGGAUUUGAAGGUUUCGGGUCUCUUCUUUGCGAUAGGGCAUGAACCUGCCACCAAGUUCUUGGAUGGGCAGCUGCAACUCGAUGCCGACGGUUAUGUGCUAACAAAGCCAGGGACGACGCAGACGAGUGUACCCGGUGUUUUUGCUGCUGGGGAUGUCCAGGAUAAGAAGUACAGGCAAGCUGUUACUGCUGCCGGCACUGGCUGCUCUUCAGGGCUGGAAAAGUCAAGACAGCAACUGGACACAUGGCAGGACCGUAGCAGUUGGUGGCAACAGGGAUCCUACAGUGCUGACAGCUGUGCACUAGAUCUCUGCUGCUGGUUUUUAGUGCUGCCAGCUGUCACACCUGGUUUCACCAUGCCCCAUCUUUUUUUUUUUUUUUUAAUUCUCUCUCUCUGCCCCAACUCUUAUGCUAUUUAUGUUUUAGCUAGACCCUUAUAAUUUGCUUUCAUCUAAGCCCCUCCUACCACUAAUAAGUAAAAUGGAAUUUCCAAUAUCAGUUAACUAAAAUAAAUGAAUAACAUGACUAGUAUGAACUUGUUUAUUGCAAAACAAAGAAAGUCAUGUUAAUUUAUUGAGGUAGUUUAAAUUUAUCGUGGCCUAAAGGGUAUGAUUAUCAUAUGUUUUGUUGUCGUUGUUGUUGCCAUUCUUAAUAGAGUUAACACCAAUGAUCUGUUGCAAGUUUGAUUGCCAUUCUUAAUAGAGACAACACCAAUUAUCUGUUGCAAGUCUGUAGUCCAUAAAUGAUACACGGUUCUAUAUCCCGGAUGUAAUGUGAUACAGUACUAGCAUGGAUCAUGCUCAUUUAUUCUUAUGCUGCCAUGUGGCUUGGUGUUUAUGGAACAAAUUAUUUGGCUUGUUGGGAGAGUGUUGGGUUUGUCCUUAUUCAUUGGGGGCUUGAUGGUUGCUUUUAGAGAUUUUGGCGGGUGUGAAAGCACAAGGAUUUGUGGUGACCUUCCUUUUUUGCUGUUAUUUGGGUUAUUUGGCUGAAGAGAAGUGCUCUGAUUUUUUGAGAUUGUGGGUCUCUAGUGGGGAAAGGAUUGUGUUUCUUUAGCAUCCAUUUGGGUUUUCACUAGGGGUGUUUUAGCAAUAUAGCCUUUUUCUAAAAAAAAAUUAUAUUCAACUCGGUUGGUGCGCUCUUUUGACUUAUUCAUGGGUUUCUAUUUUUGUUCUUUUGUUUCCUUUUUGUUUUUUGAGGAUUCCUCGUCCUCUUUGUACAUUCUUCUUUUUCAUUUUUUUUUCCUAUUAAAAAAAGCCCUUGCCCAACUCAGCUUUUGACAAAAUCUUGAAUUCACAAGCCUAGCUGAAUUACCAGUAUUUCAAUUGGAUUUGGUGCUUCUACUCUCUUUAUCAUGAAAAACUGUUUUAAUCCUGGUGCAUAUGUAUGCAUGAUAUAGCUUACCUAAUUUUCAAAUUACAAAUAAAUAAACAUAAUAUAAGUGGCAUUAGUCUGCAAAGAACGAAAGGGGCCAUGCCAAUUCUAAUUCAACUGAUGAAGUGAUAUUAUUAUUUUAAUUAUAAUUUUCUGAUCCUCGAAAUAUUUAGGUGUUGCUGAAAAAAAAUAUUGACCGGUUUAUUUUUGUUUCAUUAGAGCCAUCACAUAUAAUUUGUGUUGUUUAUGGUUUUAGUCCUUGUGAUUAACUAUUGUUCCUAUUAUUAUUGACUGGGCUUGCCUUUUGGACUGCACUCUUGUAUAUGAGACUAAGGGGACUUAACAGUGUUGCAUUCCUUCUAUAUUUUUUGUUUUUUUUUUUUCCAAAAUUUUAAAUUUCCCCCUUAGGUUAAUUCAGGACAACUUAGCACAUUUCAUUCAAUUUACCUUGGUUUUUUCCCCCUGGGUAUUACUUACAGGGUGCAUGGCAGCAUUGGAAGCAGAACAUUAUUUGCAAGAAAUUGGAUCCCAAGAGGGUUAGGAGAGAUUAAUUCUCAAAGGAUGUGCACAGGCCUAAAAGGACCUCAAUUAUAAGCAAUUCCUAAUUUAUGUAUGAACAAAGAAUGAAUUGUCAUGUUUGGCUGCUGAUUAUAAUAGAACAUGUUUGGUUCUUACAA
This is a messenger RNA of Malania oleifera, 3061 nucleotides long. RefSeq names its product thioredoxin reductase NTRB-like. Gene Ontology annotation, biological process: removal of superoxide radicals. Lineage: Eukaryota; Viridiplantae; Streptophyta; Magnoliopsida; Santalales; Ximeniaceae. Bases 125 to 1453 code for a protein of 442 amino acids. The record is from RefSeq and is a predicted model, not a curated record. The transcript is spliced from 2 exons. Gene Ontology annotation, cellular component: cytoplasm. Gene Ontology annotation, molecular function: thioredoxin-disulfide reductase (NADPH) activity.